Messenger RNA from Periophthalmus magnuspinnatus, 1527 nucleotides. It is a transcript of the gene il4i1, whose product is annotated as interleukin 4 induced 1. The record is from RefSeq and is a predicted model, not a curated record. The coding region runs from base 1 to 1527 and encodes 508 amino acids. NCBI's taxonomy places the organism in Eukaryota, Metazoa, Chordata, Actinopteri, Gobiiformes, Gobiidae. The transcript has 7 exons. Gene Ontology annotation, molecular function: L-amino-acid oxidase activity; polyamine oxidase activity. Gene Ontology annotation, biological process: amino acid catabolic process.
AUGGCGCUGUGCAAGUUUUUGUCCGUGCCGUUUUUGUUGGCCGGUGUGGUCGUCUUUGCAGUGAGUGGGAGCACCGGGGACCCUCUUUUCGACUGUCUCCAGGACGCAGACUACAACGACCUUCUAAGUUUGGUAGAAAACGGACUCCAGAGCUCACGGACGCCCCGACAUGUGGCUGUCGUUGGAGGAGGCAUGGCUGGACUCACUGCCGCCAUGUUUUUGGAGCAAGCCGGACAUAAGGUCACAAUUAUCGAGGCUAAUAACAGGAUCGGAGGUCGGGUGGACACGUUCAGGAACCUGCGGGAGGGCUGGUACGCAGAAGUGGGCGCCAUGAGGAUCCCCAGCUUUCACAAAAUCCUUCUAAACCUUUUAUCAAAGUUCAGAAUCCCACUGAACCCUUUUCUCCAAGAAGACGUCAACACUUUCCAUUUGAUCAACGGGAAACUGCACCAAACGAAGGCUGUGAAGAACGACUCUGGUGUCCUGAACUACACGCUAGGCGAAAACGAGAGAGGAAAGUCUGCGGCUCAGCUCUUUCAACAGGCUCUGUGGAAGGUGAGAGACGACUUGAAGUCCAUGGGCUGCGCUGCCAUGAUAAAUAAAUAUAACACCUACACAGUGAAGGAGUAUCUGGUGAACGAGGGGGACCUGAGUCGAGGAGCGGUGAGAAUGAUCGGGGACAUCCUGAACGAAAACAGCCUCUUCUACACGUCUCUGAUCGAGAUGCUCUACAUGCAGUUUGACAUCGCAGACGAUAUAGAAUAUUUUGAAAUUGCAGGUGGUUUUGACAAUCUCCCUCAGGCCUUUGCCAACACUCUCAAUUCUUCCAUCCUCCUCAACUCCAAAGUGAAAAGGAUCCAACAGACGAGCGGCAGCGUCACAGUAACAUACGAGGACCGGCUCAGGCCAGGCUCCAUCACUAACCUCACCGUGGACUAUGCUCUAGUCACAGCCACAGCUAAAGCUUCUCUCUUCAUCGACUUCCAACCGCCUCUUUCAGGAGACAAAAUGGAGGCUUUAAGGUCGAUCCAUUACACCAGCAGCACCAAAGUCUUUCUCAGCUUCAGAGAGCGCUUUUGGGAGCAGGAGGGCAUCAAAGGGGGCAAGAGCAUCACCGACCAGAUAUCGAGGUUCAUUCAUUAUCCCAGCCACAGUUUCCCUAAUACGACUGCAGGGGCACUGCUCGCAUCCUACACCUGCUCUGACGACUCCGCCCUGUCCCAAGGCAUCAGUGAUGACGAGCUGAUGGCUGUAGUGCUGGAGGACCUAGUCAAGAUCCACGGGGAGUACAUAAGACCUCUGUGGACAGGGGGGGUGGUGAAAAAGUGGGGGUUGGACCCGUAUAGCCUCGGUGCAUUUGCCCUCUUCACACCCUACCAGCAGGGGGAGUAUGCCAAUGAACUGUUCCAGAGCGAGGGAAGAGUGCACUUUGCAGGGGAACACACAUCGAUGCCUCAUGGUUGGAUUGAAACGGCAAUGAAGUCUGCCCUAAGAGCAGCACAAAAUAUUAACAGCCAAACACUUUAG